Notolabrus celidotus (New Zealand spotty) is the source of this 2227-nucleotide messenger RNA. RefSeq names its product noelin-3-like. The transcript has 6 exons. Bases 453 to 1826 code for a protein of 457 amino acids. Gene Ontology annotation, biological process: signal transduction. Lineage: Eukaryota; Metazoa; Chordata; Actinopteri; Labriformes; Labridae. The record is from RefSeq and is a predicted model, not a curated record.
AUCUCGCGCUUCUACCUCCCAGUUUCCGGUAAAGACUGCCAGCUGCAACUUUUGUUGUCGCACAGCUGCUGGUGGUCUCUCCUCACUCUCACACGACAAACUGGAUUCAUUAAAAGUGGAGUGGACAGCUGGGUGAUGUCAUAUCCGUGAAGAAGAGUCCCCAACGUAACGUAAACGCAGCACGGAAUUUCGCUGCAUGUAUGCCCACAAACUUUUUCCCCCUUGCAGUGAAGAGGUUUCUCCCCGCUGUCUGCCCACAUGGCGUGCGUAACGGCGGGGGCGAGUGGAUGGAUGCGCCCCUUUUCUACCCAGGAAAAUAUGGUUUUCAACAGCGCGUAGUGGAAGAGGUGGCUCGAGCCCACGGGAAGAAACUUGCGUGAUUUUUGUUUGCUUCUGCAGUCUAGGAGGAGGAGGGGGUGGAGGAGGAGGCAGACACUGAAGCAGCCGGCAGAAUGUGGUCGCUGUCCGUGGUCCUGAACCCGUUGCUGUUUCUGCUGCUGUUCGGAUACUGCCCUUCAGUGACCAUCCGGCCAAAGGAGGGGUGGCAGGUGUACAGCUCGGCUCAGGAUGCAGAUGGGCGUUGUAUCUGCACAGUGGUGGCACCCGAACAGAAUCUGUGCUCCAGAGACGCCAAAGGAAGACAGCUCCGCCAGCUCCUGGAGAAAGUGCAGAACAUGUCGCAGUCAAUCGAGGUGCUGAACCUGCGGACGCAGAGGGACUUUCAGUACAUCAUGAGGAUGGAGAGCCAGAUCAAAGGCCUGCGCUCCAAGUUCCGACAGAUCGAAUCGGACAGGAAGACGCUCGUCAACAAAAACUUUCAGGAGCUAAAGGGAAAGAUGGAGUCUCUGCAGCCGCUGAUCCCUGUCCUGGAGCAAUACAAGACAGACGCCAAGCUCAUCUCCCAGUUCAAAGAGGAGAUCAGGAACCUGUCUGCUGUGUUGAUGGGCAUCCAGGAGGAAAUGGGCGCCUAUGACUAUGAGGAGUUGCAGCAGAGGGUCCAAAACCUGGAAAACCGGCUCCGCAACUGUAUGAAUAAACUCACAUGUGGGAAGCUAAUGAAGAUCACCGGGCCGCUGACAGUCAAAACUUCAGGGACCAGAUUCGGAGCGUGGAUGACCGACCCACAGGCGUCGCCCAAAAACAACAGGGUCUGGUACAUGGAUAGCUACACCAACAACAAGAUCGUAAAGGAGUUCAAAUCCAUCGCUGAUUUUGUGGCGGGGGUCGAAUCGAGGACCUACAACCUGCCAUUCAAAUGGGCGGGAACCAACCACGUGGUGUACAACGGCUCUCUGUACUACAACAAGAUGCAGAGCAACAUCAUCGUGAGGUACAGCUUCGAGACUGGUCGUGUGGUCACCCAGAGGGCUCUGGAGUCUGCCGGUUUCCACAAUGUGUACCCGUACACCUGGGGGGGCUUCUCUGACAUCGACCUGAUGGCGGACGAGCUGGGCCUGUGGGCCAUUUACGCCACCAACCAGAAUGCCGGGAACAUCGUCAUCAGUCAGUUGAACCCGGACACGCUGCAGAUCCUCAGCACGUGGAACACAGAGUACUCAAAGAGGAAUGCUGGUGAGUCUUUCAUGAUCUGUGGGACGCUCUACAUCACCAACUCCCACCUGACUGGAGCUAAGGUGUACUACGCCUACUCCACUAAAACCUCCACGUACGAGUACACAGACAUCCCUUUCCACAACCAGUACUUCCACAUGUCUAUGCUGGACUACAACGCCAGGGACCGCGCCUUGUACGGGUGGAACAAUGGCCACCAGGUCCUGUUUAAUGUCACGCUUUUCCACAUCAUUAAAACUGAGGACGACUCUUAAGCAAGAGGACAAACUGCACAUGUAAAAGAAAAUAUAAAAACAUGGGGAAAAUAAUGGUUAUGCUUGAAUGUUCUUAGGCAUCAUUGUAUUUAUUUAUUUGUCUUUUUGUAUUACUUUUGGGCAUUUUGACAUAAAUUUAGUUAUCCACAUUGCACUUUUUGACCUCUUUCCGUAUAAAAAGUUUAUUACUCACAAUAUUCUCCAUAUGUAAACCUGACACUUUGAAUGACAGCACAAAACUGAAACAAAUUGGGUCCAUUAUGAAGCAUUCAGCAGUCGACACUUUUUCAACUAAAUAAUGGCACUUUUACUGAAACUUCUCAGAAGCGCAGAACUAUGAACUUCCACUAAUUUCUACAGCUCAUUUUUCUCUAUAAAAUAAAAGCUUUCCUAAAAAUGAA